AUGGGAUGCAGCCAAGGAGUCAGCUGGAAGCUGCUGCUGCUACUGGGGAGCCCUGCUGGGGGCAACGGCAAACCACCCGCUUCUCCUCCUCCAGUUGUUGCAGCUGCUGCUUCCUCCUCCGCCGCCACUACCUCCUUCUCCUCCAGAUUGCAGCCGAUCUCCCCCCGGACCAGCCUGACCACCAGAGCCAGCAAGAAGGACAGGGAUCCGGCACAGAGAGCCGAGGAAAGUUUCCGGGAGCUCCAGAUUUUCUGCAGCACCAGGUCUCCCCAGCAGAGCUGGCAGGUUAAUUUCCACUUCAGGGUCUUCUUGAUGACAGAAGAGCUAUUAAUAAUAGUCCAAGCAUUGGGUGUGAAAAUACCUAGACUUCCUAGAACCACAGCUGAGAAUCAGAGUGGUGGUCAAUUUUACCAUCACUGGCAGCUCUCACUCUCAAGAACACAAAGCUAUGGGAUUUCAGACUCAAAAAGAUUUUUAACAGAUUUGAGCACACAUCAGGUGGAGCUCUCAUCCAUUGCAGGUUCGAGGAGGGAAGAAGUGACAAAUACUGCACUUGGUGGCAAUCUGAGCCUCCCCAAGGCAAUGAAGAGAGUGCUGGUAUCUGGCACUAAUGGAGAAGGAGCAGGGGAUUCUGACACAGGUCAUGCGGCAGUAAGAAGGAACUGGAGCAGCCUCGGUCCACACUGCCCUUUAUGCCCUCAGUUUGGAGCACGAGGAGAACAACUGUGCAUUUGCAGACCAAUGGAUGCUGUCAAGCUGUAUGGAUUGGCUCACGACCGUGGUCUAAUGACAGAGCAUGUGGGCGAGGGCGCACCCUUGUGGGCUUCCAGCUGACACAUCAAACCACUUGAUUUUGGCACUGAAACAGUGGAUUUUCCUGCAGAUCAGUUACAGACUAAGCUGUGAAAAUAUCCCAGAAAUACCUUUCAAGUUAAAAAAAAAAAAAAAAUCUACAAAAUCUAAGAUGAAAACACACAGCUCCAGAAAAGCAGGAUCAGUCCUGGAAGACAGUCAAGAAAGCAGAGGGGGGGAGAGGGAGGAGGAGAAAUCUGACAUGGCUACUAGAAUAAUACAAGAAUUUACUCUGAAUUUAACAAGCAUCAUGGAAGCAAAAUUUUCCACAUCAAUGGAAUAUCAGGGUGGAUGGCUUUCAAGAUCAGAUGCAAAGGAGUUACAAACAGAGAGCCAACUCAGACAUUGGCAGAGGCAAUGGUGAAACUACUUCAAAACAAGAUGACCUAUCUAGAGAUGUGAGCUGAAGAUACAGAGAAAGGCAAUGAACCCAUUCGUAAAAUAAGGUAGUCCUCAGUGUGAACCGGGGUGGCUAAAUGUGACUGAGACUUGCCACUGUUGAGGGUAUAUCACCAGACAAGACUUCCUGAGCUAUCAACAAUAUAUCUCCAUUAAUUAUUCGGAGCUGUCUGACCUCCAGUAUAUCUAAAUCUCUCACCCAAAGCACAAAAAUCAGCUUAUGAGAGAGAGAAUUCACCUCCACAUAAAACAGCACAAAAGAUUUUCAAGUUUCCUUAAGAGAACAUAAUGAUAUCACAAAAGAAAGACUGGGUACUGCUGCACCCUGCACAUCCAAUUAGAGAGGGAUGGCUUGCCUCCUUUGCAAGAAUAUCCCACUCUCAGGUGAUACAAUUGUGGCUGAAGCUAAAGGUCAUUAUCUCCUGUUCUCCAGAACAUCUUUUGUAUAGUAUCUGGAACCAAUGCUUAAAUUAUAAUGAAAGAUGUGCCAGGGCACAUGCAGUUAGGUGCCAGCGCUCAAGCAAUUUUUUUUAACAUUCAUAACUGAUGCAGAAAGCCCAAAGUGCCGGUGCUAUAUAUUGCCAAGCCUAGAGGUGCUGGGGCUCACAUCUGGUAAGCCCUGGCACAAAUGAAGCACUGUCUGGAACAUAUGUAGUCCACCAGAUGAUUCCAUAAAGUUUUUACUCAGACUGCUCACUACACUUACCUUAUUGAUAGUGUUCAUAAUGGGAUGGAAUUUUUAUACAAUACUGAAUCCACAUAUAAAAGUUCCCCCCCAAAAAACAAGUUAAUAAAAAGGUUAAGGUUCUAAAACCUCUUGAUGCAGAGAAACAGCUGGUGGAUUCAGGGCAAAUAUAUUUGGUAUAAGUUUACACCUGAAUGGUAUAUUAGAUAAGCUUAUAAAAUGCUGUAUCCAAAUAUCCUGAGCUUUAUCAAAUCGAUACCAACUACAGCACCAGUUGCUUGGUAAUAUGAUUAUCCUUAAAUUUUGUUAUCACUCUACUACAUGAUGAAGAAUGCAAAUAAUUUUUGAAGGAGUGUUAUUUAAGAUUUUUUUUUCCAUAUUUGACCAGUAAUCCAAGUCCCAAAAUAAUUUACACAUGGGAGUCCACAUCAAAGGAAAAAUGUAUGUAUGUACUCACACAGCACAUAACAAUGUAAAAUUGUGUCUGCCCAUUAUAAUACCUUUGACAUUAACCACUCUGAUUAUUUUGAAUACUGGUUUCCAAAAUAAAAUGAGAUAUGGGGAAACAUGAUAUCUCUGUUGGGUAUUUGUAUACAAAUAAACCUUUUCAGAUGUA
Molecule: messenger RNA, 2552 nt
Organism: Trachemys scripta elegans
Lineage: Eukaryota; Metazoa; Chordata; Testudines; Emydidae
Exons: 6
Coding region: 1-834 (277 amino acids)
Source: RefSeq, a predicted model, not a curated record